AGGCAGAAAGGGAAACAAGGUGGUAAGAAGGGGGUGGAGAAGAGAGCUCAUGAGAGGGAUAGAGAAACGGGGAGAGACGUGAGAAAAAAUGAGGAAGAAAAGGAAAAGGCGAGGAGUGUAGGGAGACAGCUGUGAUGUGGCUACCCUAAGGCGUGGAGGGCUGCAGCAGAAGUCUUUUCUAAAGUUUAGGUAUCUCGGGUUUGUUCGGCAUGCUUUUUCAUUCUUGUUUUGCCUCAAGGAUUAAUCCGUUCUGAAAAAUUCAACCCUUACUUCUUUUUCCUGUCGCGGGUAUUUUUCCUUCGUCGACUGACCCGUAUUUGGCCGGGGGCGGGCAGCAAUCAGGAUGGCCUGACGAAUACACAGUAAAAACUCGGCGUAUAUACACCACGGGAGUUCAGGAUAGGACAAUCCGGACACGGCCCCAUCAUUCUGUUUAAAAACCCUAAGACAAUUAUGUGAUAUCAAUGAUUUUGAUACUUUCAAAACGAAAGACGACUAUGGAGACUUGAACCACGAGUUUGAAUUCCAAGUUGCCACUGCUGACAUCACAGUAGUCAAAAGAUAUGUACCAUUUGUUGACUUACGGCAUAAAGUUAACAAACUGCAACUGUUUGGAGCGGUGCUAUUGUUGCUCAAAACCAACUCACUUGCCUUAUACCUGUUACAAACACGGAUCGCCCACUUAGCUGAAUCGACUCGGAAAAAGUUUUUUCUUCCACUCUGGGUUUUUUUUGUACAAGAGGGGAAGAUAAAAAGGGGAGAAGAAAGAACCUGGGGACACAUAUCCCCUGUAACCCCGACUCUGUAAGCCUAUACACUUUUAAUAUAAGCAUGGACGGUAGGCCUGUGUAUUGUUGUUUGCCGUAAGAAACAGAACAGUGGAUGCCACGGCGUGGCCGGAGGCAAGAUUUGUAAUUAUGCCGGUUCUCGCGAGACCCGCGCAGUGCGUGAUGCCCGCCAGCGCUUUCUGAUCGCCAACGGCCCUGAAUUCUCCACUCUUCGCCAUCAUUCGACUGGGUUCAUGAGCCCCACACGUAUUUUGCACCAAAAUCGCUGCGAUUUACUUGCGAGAGAGACGUGCGACGUUGUGAUUCUCCGAGAAAUACGACCAAAAAACCCGAUCCACCAAUGACCUCCGUGUGUGACUCCCGGGGACACAGCCCACUCGCACUUCGACCUUCUCCUGAAUUUCCAGAUACCAAAGUGAUCCAGAUGUCGAAUGGAAGAAGUUCAACCGACUUUUCAUCACCGUAUGCGAUGGAAAUUGUUGAUCAAAAGAUAUCUACGUCAUUCAUGUCCGGGAUCAAGCGAAAGAUGUCAUCAUCGCUCUCUCCAUCACCAGUGACCACGCCCACCGCAAACUCUGUGACACCACCACCAGCACCAUCAUCCACAGGUAUCACCACCCCUUCUACCACACAACACCAAUCCUCGUCAACAACUCAACACAACGGUGUACCUCGAGUGGCACCCAAUACCCGAUACACCGCUCCUGUCCACAUCGAUGUUGGAGGGCAGAUUUACACCAGUACACUGGAGACGUUGACCAAGUUUCCAGAGUCACGGCUGAGCAAGCUCUUCACUGGUCACAUACCGAUCAUCUUGGACUCUCUGAAGCAACACUAUUUUAUCGACAGGGAUGGCCAUCUCUUUCGGUACAUCCUAAAUUUCAUGCGGACGUCGAGGCUGCUUCUUCCUGAUGACUUCACCGAAGUGGAGGCUCUGUACGAGGAAGCACGAUACUACAAUCUCACCCCGAUGAUGGAAGCUCUUGAGGAGAUGAAGUCUUCUGAAGAAUCUUCAAAGACCACUCAAGAGAAGCGAGAGAAGGCACCGGUCGUCAAGGUCGAAAGUGGUUGUACCGGUAAUGAAUGCGUCAUUGUACAUACGUCACCAGACUGUGUCGAGCGUAUCUCACUCAGUGGCAACAAGAAUAUCAUCUACGAGUUGUUUCCAGAGGUAGGGAGCGUCAUCUGUAACUCCAGCCCACCAGCUGCAGCAGGUUGGGCACAAGAUUCGAACUGCGUCAUAAGGUUUCCAUUGAAUGCUUUCUGUAAGUUGUACACGAUACAGGUCUUGCAGCGCCUGCUUCAGAACAAUUUCGUUGUGAUUGCGUCCAGCGGAGGAGGUAUCGAAGGGUCGCAGUUCAGUGAGUACGUCCUCACUAGGAAAUAUGGACAGCUUACGUAACUCUACCUCACCAAGCCUGUAACCCUAUACUGCUCCAUAUUUCUGAAAUGUGAGAAAUGGAUGGCGAACAGAAAACACUUUGAAACUUUGAAUAUAUCGCUUUAUAGAACCAGAUAGUUACGGAUAGCUAAUAUUCCAUAGCAACAUUCUAUUUGUCACCAGAUCAAGAAGGCACGCUGAUGUUUGUCCGGCAGAACAGGGUCAUGAAGCGUCCUCUAUUGAACCUUUAAAAUCUCUGAUCUUGGAAUCAAGAGGAAAUUUGAUCUAAUCCAAGACAUCUUUUCAUAAAUCGUAUUGACAGUGGGUCAGAAUGGAAGUAAAUUGUUGACUGUUAUGACUGUCGUAAAAGAACAAAAAAUUAUCUGAACAUAUUGAUGUAGCGAUUUCACCAAAUCGCGACUGUUAUUGCCAGUUUGUCUUAAUAAGAAGUUCUUCUUUUCUUUCUUAGUUGAAGUCAACGGUAUUUUGGUAAUGGUAGAUCCUAGCCCAGAAGACAUCAAUAUUCAACAAUCGUCGGAUAUUGAAUGCCCAUUGGAAUCUGUUAAGCCAAUUACCGAAAUGUUAUUUAUAUAUAUUGUGUUAUCGGCUCACUUAAAAAGGUCUGCUAAUUUUCUACACUAAGAAAAAAAAUCUGCCAAAUCAUGAACAUUAUCAUGUGCACAGUUUUGCUCCCCUUUUCAACGCCACGUGAGCGUGACGUUACAACCUAGCCAUUAAAAAUACAUCGUUACAUUAGGGUAAAGAUUAAAAUUUCAAGGUACCCAAAAAUACAAAUGGGUACAUCUACAAACCUUUCAAUGUAAGAUACACGACGGAGCCCUAUAACUUGUUUUGCUAUUGUGGUUUUAAGAUGGAAAAAUCACAUCUCGUAUUUCAUUAUUGAUAUUUGAUUGAUGUAAUAGAUUACUAUAUGCUUACCUUUUUUCAUAAAAAUACUACAAACCUGGUUGUGACUGUUUAUGUGACAUGUUUAUUUUGAGUGUAUCAUGUAAAAAUCUUUCAACCAUUCAUUUGUAAAUUCAUUAUCAGUAAUAUUUUGUUAAUGUGAAUGUUGAACUAUAUGUUCAAAUAAUAUUCAGUGUCAUCUCAUAUUUUGAUAGAUUUACAUCGUUAUAUCGUGAUGGUAACUGAUUUCGUCGUAAAGAUUUUGUAUCUAUUCUUUUUUUAUAUGUAAGCGAGCGAGACCGAUCAAAGUAUAUUAUAAGAUUUAACGACACUGAGGUUACUCUGCACGUCGAAAUUUAUCUAAUUGAAAAAUAAACAAGUUUAAUUAAUAAUCUUUUUCGGAAAUUGGUGAACCGGGACAGCUGAUCGUCGUAAGAUUUUUAGCUGACGAAAAUUUCGAUGUCGUUUGUCCAGAGUCCAGGACGAAAGUGCUAUUUUGAUUCCCCGAUUUUCGACAAAGACUGCUCUGUCAUGAUGAGCACUUGACAAUAGAUUUUCUAUUUUGUAGAAUCCAUCCCCGUCGCGAUUAAUAAAACUCGCUAUUUAAGCCAACACUGAAACUUACACAUGUACCCGUUUCGCGCUUCACGAACUCAAAACUUUUUUUUUGCAGUAAUGAAGCCUUUGACGAAAAUAUAAGCUGAGGGUAUCCCAUGGGGAAAGUGGCUUUGUUAUUAAGGGCUUGGUAACCCUUAGGGUUCAGACAUCCCCUUCAGCUAAACUACCCACUAGUCUCCCUGUUGUUCUUACACGAUCACAAUCUUAUUAAUAGUCCGUAUCCUGUCACGACUCAAACUAAAGAAACUUUGUCUUCGUUUUAUCUCAAAGACAGCCAAAAGUAUUGAAGUCGGAGGAGUGAAAGGAAAUGUAUUAAAAAUGUUUGUUUAAAAUUGUCAUUGCGUGAGCGAUUCUUAUCUUUGCAGUGUCCUGGUUUUCACUGGCAUAUUCGAGUAACAUCUUUUAAAAACAACUAUGAAAAAUUGUUGGAGCUCUAAAAUUCUUCCUUUUAAAACAUAAAUGGUUUUAUUGCAUUGAAGUUUUUAAGGAAAGGGAAGGUGUCCAGACUUUUUGAGUGAUUACAGUAUUUUUUUAAAAGCUGUUGCAAAUUUUUAUUGUCUAGCUUUGUAUCUUUUUAAGAAAAUACACUAUAGAAAUGUUAUUAUCCUUAUUAUCAUUGUUGAAAAUCAUAGAGAGAAAUAACAGGGCACAAUAGUGAAAAACAGAAGUAGAAGUGCGUAGACAAGGAGCAGUAAAUUUUGUAUAAGCCUAUUAUGAGUAUUAGUAGAAGUAUUCACGGGUGUGUUGUUGGAGGUACGGAAUGGAGUUUCAUAACCAAGAAAAAAAGAAGGAAAAAGGGAGAAAAAAAGUAAGAAAAUGAAUGCAGUAGAGAGAAAUAUGAUAUAUGUAUUUUUUAUUUUAUUAUGUCACAAUCUAUCAUAAAAUAAGUUUUUAAUUGCAAAACGGUUAUAAUUUUCGCUCGCUCGCGACUUAAAAAAAAAAGAAUCCCCCCUUCGGCAUAAUGUGCUCCCUCAAUUUUUAGGGGUCUCAUUUCGUUACUCUUUGUAGAAGUAGCAGCAACAGCAGAAGCAGUAGUAGUAAAUAGUAGUAGUGGUAAUAGUAGUAGUAGUAGUAGUAGUAGUAGUAGAAGUAACAGUAGUAGUAGUAACAGUAGUAGUGAUACUCUUACCGUAAUAGUUGUGAAAGUCAUAAUAGCAUAUGUUUAGAAAGAGAUAUUUUAUUUUGUCCAAAUGCAGCAGAGAAUUGCUUCCAUUUAAGUACAAAAUCCAAUAGUAGUUCGAGCAGUAUAGUAGUACACUACUAAUUAUGAUUAUUAAUCUUAUGAUUAGUUCUUUUAGUACAUAUUGUUUUAUUAUAAUUAGAUUGAUAACAUUGAAAAAUGUUUCAUGAAACCUUUCGUUAAUCUGCGUUACUUGGUAAAUUUAUGACUUCGAGGUUCCUGAUCUGCUAUAGCACCAUAUUUAUAAGAAAACCAUGGUACAUUUUCGAAUAGUGUUUAUUUGACAAGUAAAAACGGUUUUUUUUUUCUAUUUGUAGAUUUCAGUGCACCGUUCUUUUCAAAAUAAUUCUACUAAUUAUUGUACUGUUGAUUACAUAAUAGCAUUAAGUAAAUCUUGUAGUCUUUUAAGAUGCGUUCAAAGAGCUACUGAACUGAAUUUUACAACCGUUUCUUUUUCAUUUGUGUUAAUGAGUUUCUAAGUGUUGAUACUAGAUGUAACGAUAAGUUCACUGCCAUUGUUUUAAUGAGCUUCUAAAGGGACGUGAAAGUUACUGAAUGUAACAUCUUUGUAUUUUGAAUUGGUUUCAUUGAGUUUCUGAAGUGACGGAAUGUUGAAACUGAAUAUAAUGUCCAUUCACUUUUUAUUGGUUUUGUUGAGUUUUCAAAGUAUUAUAGACAGUAUUAAUACCUAAUUUGUAAGGAUAUAAAUGUAUGUAAGCUAACAGUUUCAGAUAAAAUAUAUAUAUAUCGUGGUAUAACUUCGGUUUCAUAGUAUUUUUGUGUAUGUACUUUAAAAACACAUGUAUAUUUAAUUAACUUUGUGUUAAGUUUUUCUUUUGUCAUCUUAUCGGUUAUUCUGUUUUCAUUUCCGUUUGUAAAUAGAAUCAAAGCUUUAAACAGAAAGUUGUAAAAUAUGUAAGUCUUUAUUAUCACUCGCUAUGAAAAUAAAUGCUCUUGUGAAUUAUUAUAUAAUACAACAUU
Lytechinus pictus (painted urchin) is the source of this 5854-nucleotide messenger RNA. RefSeq names its product BTB/POZ domain-containing protein kctd15-like. NCBI's taxonomy places the organism in Eukaryota, Metazoa, Echinodermata, Echinoidea, Temnopleuroida, Toxopneustidae. Gene Ontology annotation, biological process: protein homooligomerization. Bases 1129 to 2190 code for a protein of 353 amino acids. Gene Ontology annotation, molecular function: protein binding. The transcript has 4 exons. The record is from RefSeq and is a predicted model, not a curated record.